CUUAUAAAGUCCGCAGCGCGGGCCUCCGGAGCUCACUUGCCCGACAGGCCGGAUGUCAGAGGGAAUCCCGGCCGACGCGUGACCCCGCAGCUCCCGCAGCGCCCGCCGCGCCGGCCGCGCCCACGCCCCGCACACGCUCACCCCGCGAGGAGGAUGGAGCCGCGCCGCGCCCGCGGGGUCCCCGCGCUGCUGCUCUGCCUGGGUUUCCAUCUUCUACAAGCAGUUCUCAGUACAACUGUGAUUCCUUCAUGUAUCCCAGGAGAGUCCGAAGAUAACUGCACAGCUUUAGUUCAGACAGAAGAUAAUCCACGUGUGGCUCAAGUGUCAAUAACAAAGUGUAGCUCUGACAUGAACGGCUACUGUUUUCAUGGACAGUGCAUCUACCUGGUGGACAUGAGUGAAAAUCACUGCAGAUGUGAAGUGGGUUACACUGGUGUCCGAUGUGAGCACUUCUUUUUAACCGUCCAAAAACCUCUGAGCAAAGAAUAUGUGGCUUUGACCGUGAUUCUUGUUAUCUUAUUCCUCAUCAUAGUCGCUGGUUCCAUAUACUAUUUCUGCACGUGGUACAGAAAUCGAAAAAGUAAAGAACCAAAUAGGGAAUAUGAAAGAGUGACCUCAGGGGAUCCGGCGUUGCCACAAGUCUGAAUGGUGCCAUUAAGCUUAUGGGCAGGGAUGCACUGCGUACCUGGUUAUGUUAAUAUUCCUAUUUUAUUAAUAAUAUUUAUGUGGGGUCAUGUGUUUAGUCAACAGUGAUGUAUUUUUAAUAUGCUAAGAAAAGUUUGUAUUUUUGUUUUAUUUUUGACAGACUAUUUGUUCAUGUAUAAUGUAUACAAAAUAUUUAAUAUAAAAAGAAAAUGGAUAUUUUUGUAAGAAAUCAUUUCCUGGACUAGAUGCUUUAUUGAAAACUUUUUGCCUGCUGUACAAUGCAUAGGUGUGAGUAAUGCCUAGUUUGUUGUUCAGGAGGUGUCAGCGAGUGACAGGUUUCUGUAAGCUUAAAUAUAUGGUCGAAUCAAUUUAAUAAGUAUAUUUUUCUGCUCCUCGAAUCAAUGAUAAUUGGUUUGACUAUAUCACAGUUUGAUGUAUGAGUUGGCACCAAUGUGCCGUGUGUCAAAACAGUAAUGCUGUGGGAAUUGGGGAGAAGCAAGUAUAGAUCACGUGCUAAACACUACAUGUUUGAAACAAUCUAAACCCUGGAGAGCUCUGCUCCCUCCACACGCAUCCUUCGCUAUAAUUUGCUGUUUGUCUGCCUAGAGAGAAGGUGCAUGAUUCCCUAUUUCCACCCACAACUCCUACAGAUGCUAGUCACUCAUCUAACAGAUUCUCCUUAAGAAAAUGAAUUGAGAACUUAAUUGUAUAUCAUCUUAAUAGUAGAUAAUUUAUAGCUUCACAGUGUUCUUUUUUUUAGUACAACAUUUAUGCUAGGUAACUGCUGCUCGUGAGACAAUAAAAAAAAUCCAUUCGUGAAGCCAAAAUCUGUGCUUCUUUUUGAGAGUAGUUAUGUCUAUAGGGACUUGGCUGGAGAAUUCUAAGAUUAAAUCAUAGUCCAAAAUUUGAUGGACUAAUUAUUUUAAAGUGUAAUAUAAGACAGUAAUUCUAUAUAUCGUCUAAAGAGAUCCAAAAGGAUAUUUCUGUUUCCCACUAAUACAGCUGAAGUCAAAUGUGCUGUGUAAGAUUACAUUUUAAAUCCUACACAUAUUUAUUGACAUCUGCUAUAUGUAAAGGAGGUCUGCUUAUUUUGAGUGAUUUUGAUUGCUUCAAAGAAAAUUUAUUGACUAACCAAGAAAUCAGCUGCAGUCCAUUUAUUUUGUUACAAAAAGGGAGUCAUAUUGGUUUAUCUUAAGCAUCUCAAUUCAUAUUACAUAUCUAAUU
Molecule: messenger RNA, 1869 nt
Organism: Hippopotamus amphibius kiboko
Lineage: Eukaryota; Metazoa; Chordata; Mammalia; Artiodactyla; Hippopotamidae
Gene: EREG
Product: epiregulin
Exons: 5
Coding region: 154-645 (163 amino acids)
Biological process (GO): epidermal growth factor receptor signaling pathway; positive regulation of mitotic nuclear division; positive regulation of cell population proliferation
Source: RefSeq, a predicted model, not a curated record